This is a messenger RNA of Fusarium proliferatum ET1, 801 nucleotides long. RefSeq lists its product as uncharacterized. The coding region runs from base 1 to 801 and encodes 266 amino acids. The transcript has 4 exons. NCBI's taxonomy places the organism in Eukaryota, Fungi, Ascomycota, Sordariomycetes, Hypocreales, Nectriaceae. The record is from RefSeq and is a predicted model, not a curated record.
AUGGAGCAGCAUUCUGUUCCAAGAUUUUAUGACAUGAAUCUCAGUCAUGAAGAGGACUUUGAUGAAGGGUACAUGGUCCCUGAUAGCGAAGAUUUCACAGGUGCUCCCUACUUCACUCCCCAGUCUACACAGCCUUUCAACACAAACCUUGGGUUUUCUUCUGUCGAAGAAGGCGAUUUUCUUCUCACCGAUCAUCCCUUCUUGGAUGUCGAUCCCCUCAUGAGCAUCCCAAUUACCGUGGACGAUGAGUACAUCUUAUGCGACUCGCAUCAGUCUCUUGAGAUGCCAUUUGCUAGCCCAUCUAGCGUGGCCUCAGCUUCUGAGAAUCCAUCCUGGGAUUUUGUUGAGCCGGUUCCAGUUGAAUCUGUCUGGGAUCUUUCAGCUCUGCAUCCCGACUCAUGCAACAUCUCAGACAGGAGAAACUCAGAGCCUCUCAAUCGGUCUGGUGCAUCCACUCCAAAGGUCCAUUCACACGAUGAACACGAAGAGUCUUCAGCUCUAUUGGCACUGUCUUUGAUGGACAGCUUUCGCUACCCAUGCCCUCAGGCAUCCUGCAGCAAGACCUUCAAGCGCAAGGAGCACGCCAAGCGUCAUUAUACGACCAAGCACAGGCCAAGGAAUCGUCGACUUCAGUGCGAGUUCUGCGGCAAGGACAACUUGAAUGCCCACCGCCGACUGCACGCUCGAAGCCCAGCAAAGAACGCCAGUGGCGUCCAUUUCGUCCCUGCAGCACUUGAAAUGCUGCAGAAGGUUCAAAAGCCUACCUCAUAUAACGGAAAGCUGGUUCGUUUCUUUUCCUAG